Schizosaccharomyces japonicus yFS275 is the source of this 4593-nucleotide messenger RNA. Its product is annotated as matrix protein import protein. Bases 373 to 1530 code for a protein of 385 amino acids. Lineage: Eukaryota; Fungi; Ascomycota; Schizosaccharomycetes; Schizosaccharomycetales; Schizosaccharomycetaceae. Gene Ontology annotation, cellular component: mitochondrial inner membrane. Gene Ontology annotation, biological process: cardiolipin biosynthetic process; CDP-diacylglycerol biosynthetic process. The record is from RefSeq and is a predicted model, not a curated record. The transcript is spliced from 3 exons. Gene Ontology annotation, molecular function: phosphatidic acid binding; phosphatidate cytidylyltransferase activity; cardiolipin binding.
AAAAUCCGCACGCACAAAAAAUAUCAAGCCCGUCGUCACUCGCUUGGUGAGGAUUGUAGGUGAACGGUGUGCCGGAGGAAGCGGCAAGAUUGUGUGUUUAGAACGUGACGGGGAGGUAUUCAGGUAUUCUUGGACGAGGUUACCUGAGUUUUCAAGUCUGGGCAAUUGUUGGAAUUCAUCGUACAUCAUCUACAUUCCAUUUUUUACGAUCAUUUUUACGAUCAGCGUUUCCAGUGGUUUCAUACUCUGUUUUAGUCGGGUUAACUGAAAUCCGGUUUCGUUGUGGGUCUAUUUUUACGGAACUUCCACUACACUAUCGUUGUUCGUUGACUCAAUUGCCAAGGACAGUACCCCAGUUCAGGAUUGACAAUCAUGUCACGGACGCGAGUGCUACGGGGAUUUUACAGUCCCUUCUCACGACGGAGGCUGACAACAAUAUCCAUUGGAGCCUUGCUGUCUCCACAAACGAUUCAAACCCCAAAAACUCUCCAGACUGUUAGCAUUCACCCUUCAGUGAAUGAGGAAUUUGAGAGGAUAGUAAACUCAUUCGAUGCACCCAUCGAUGUAGCAAUUGCGUAUGGAAGCGGAGUGUUUUCGCAAAAAGGAUACGACAAAAAGAAAAAGCCAAUGCUUGAUUUUAUAUUCGGUGUAAAGGACCCUUAUCAAUGGCAUUCCGUGAAUGUCAAACAAAACCCGAAGCAUUACUCAUUCCUUAAAUACUUUGGUAGUCGCUCAAUUAGUUAUCUGCAAGAGUCGGUCGGUACCGGUGUUUAUUACAAUCCAUUCGUUCGCAUGGGUGGCUCGGUAAUCAAAUACGGUGUUACGAGUCUGCACAAUUUGUAUGAUGAUCUGCUUCAUUGGUCGACGCUGUACCUUGCCGGGCGUUUGCACAAACCGACAAAGAUUAUUCGGGCGCCUGACGAGUUCUUCGAAUUCAAUCACAAGAACUUGGAGUCGGCCCUAUACGCAGCUCUGCCAUUCCUCUCAGAAAAGUUUCAGGAAGCCGAACUCUACAGUACCAUAGCUAGUCUCUCUUACUUGGGAGACGUUCGCAUGUCAGCAAUGGCUGAAAAUCCACAAAAGGUAAAAAACAUUGUCGCUGCACAAUUCCCGCUUUUUCGUAAACUUUACCUACCUCUCAUUCACCAAGUUGGUAAUAUUCGUGCCGAUAAUGCUGAGCAACUCAAUGACCUGGCAUGCGCGGAUACUAGCAAGCAACUUCAAUUUAGACACGACAAAAACGCCAAUGCUUGUCUCUCUUCCAUUAUGAAACUACCCAAACAGUUCCAACGACAGGUACUGAGACAAUACAGCAAGUCAGGCGAUACCGCCGUAGUCCUCAAAAUACUCGCCCAAGAGUCUACCGCCCAAAGAAGAAAUCGUUGCAAGCGUGCAGUUCACAAACUGACAGGCUUCAGCAUCCUUAUGCAAACCAUCAAAGGACUCCUUACCGCGGGGUUCGCAAAAUCGUUCAUCUAUGUUUUGGAAAAAUUAAAGAAAGGUCCACUCGGCAAGUUGUUGAAAAAGUAGGGGAAGAACUAUAGACAAUGUCAUUUGCUAUUAUUAAAGGGGUCAUAUAAACACAGAUGUCCAUGCUUUCAAAAAAAAUCAAAGCUUCGUACUGGCGCUUCGCGGCUUAGAAUACGACGUGCUCGAGUUACUGAUACCGACCAAGUCAUCAGGCAUACGUUCCUUUGACGGCAAUAGGCCCAUCGCCAUAGCAAAACGUUUCGACCAAGACAUUUUGCGACUGUGAGAAUGCAUGUGAGCAGACGCGGGUUGGGAAGAGGUUAUGGAAACGGAGGAUAUGGGACGCCCGCCCUUGGCACGACUUCCCUUACCCCGUACUUCCUUUGAAUGUGAAAGUGUGGAAGCGGGAAGGCGUUUCGCAGGCGAGUCUGUUUCCAUUCCCUUGGGACAUACCGGAGAAUGGUUGCUGUUGCUGUUGCUGUCCUCCGUAAGCGUCUUUGUCGAGCCUGGCAAACUUUGAUCUAAAUACACUUGUGAGGUAGGCUCUUGCAAACUGACAACGCUGGCGUCGCGUAUGUGGUGAUUGCUUGUGCCGUUCAUGAGACUCCCUUUCACCGCCAUUUGCUCGUUCAUGCGAACGUUACGCUGGAGCAUUUGUUCGUAUUGUUCGCGCAGCUCGUUAAUACGGGCCACGAGGCCGUCUUGUUGCGUUUUCAAAUCAUUGACAUCGGUACGCAAGGAGUCGCGUUGGGCUUCGAGAACCACAGUAACCUUCUCCAAGUUGCACUUGCGUGUUUCCAAGCGUGAGACAUCUUCGUGUAACGUUUGCACUUGUGUACUUAACCGUGUAUGCUCAACAAGAAGUGUCUGUUUCUCAUCCUGGAGCUUCUGAAUCUGUCCUCGUUGUUCGUCAACAACAUGUUGAUGCGACAUGACCGGUUGCUGCUGUUGUGAUUGCUGUUUGCCAUGUUCCGGGUAAUGUGUGUAAGAAACCCCGUCGGCUUGCUCCGGAGCGGAAACAAGGCUCAUAUUUGCCAUCUGAUCUUCAAGCUGUUUCAGCAUAAACGUCUGUUUCUCCAUGGUAUCGGCGGAUGAAGCCUCGAACCGCGACAACAGAUCCUGGAUGCUGCGGACAGCUUCUGUCGUGGCGGCAGGACUUUGCUUCUCAAGAUGUGAGGCGAGUUGGCCGAUGCGAUCCUGCAGUACCUGCAGUGUAGCGUCCAAAGACGCACUUUCGACUGCGAGAGCAGACGAGGUUGUUCCCUCUUGAACACGGAAAUACUGCAUCGACUCAUUGUCGCGUUUCUGUUCGCUUGCUUCUGCCUGAACUACAACAGAGCUUCUCAAGGUGGAUUGAACAUCUGUUGCAAGCAAACGAAACCGCUCCAUCAACUGUGACAGCAGUGUUUCAACAUGCGGAUUGGGACUCCCUUCGUUGAUACUAAGAACAGCGUUUCGGAUGUCCGACAACUGCACCGCAUUAUCGUAACUUCUCGUAUAGAUUUUCGUCAAUUGAGUAGCAAUUGCGUUAACUGUCAACGAAAGCGAAUUCAAAACAUCCAAGGCUUUGGUUUCCGUAUCGCCCAGCGGAGAAUAACCACGAGUGGGAGACGGACUCAACCGUCUCGACAAGUUAGCGUACGUAGUUGUACGCGGCAAUGAAUUCCCCUUCUUCUCUGCUGUUGUUGGGGGACUGGGAAGAGGAACGUGGACAGAUCGUCUACGUACAUCUGCUGAUUCCCACCUAGUUUGUGUGAGCUUCAUACAAUCCGAAAUACUAUCCGAAUGUCGAACAACAAAAUAAUAGCAGUCUCUUAGUCUUCUGUUUCGCUGUCCAACAGCACAGUGUCGGCUCCAAACUGUCGUCUUUUGCAGCUGGUAACGAAGGGCUGGCUCGUACGACAGUUCAGCUCUUUGCGAAACCUACAGACAGACUAUAUUUGCAUUAUACAUACCCUUGGGUCACACCGGGCAGAGGCUUCCUCGACAUUGCUCUGUAGUAUUCAAUGGAUACAGCGGCUGAAGUAGGAGGCUCCAGGUCAGUCAGGGCGGUGGUAGGUGAGAGGUCAUUCGAGGGAGUAGAACGCGUUGCAUAUUUCAUUUAGGCUAAGUAAGCGUUGAGACGAAAGAAAUGGAACAACAGGCAACAAGCGAAUUGCACAGCAGCAGAGAGUAAAGAGAGCCGGGUCGAGUCGCUCCAGCGAUCCUUGCAAAGCACGGGCAGGCCAAUUGCACUUGCGACGUCUUAGACGCUUUCUACAGGCUACGGAAUUCAUUCACUAACAACACAGAAGAAAGAAGAGUAUCAUAGCUAAAACGGAAAACAGAACGACGUAGGCUAAUAAAUAUUAAAAACGAAGAAGAUAAGAGGGGAGCAGUUGAAUUGCAGUAUCAGGACUUGGUAAGCAAAUUCAAAGAGUGUGUCGACGCAAUGACUAACCGACAUCGGCGUUUUUUUUUCUUUUGAUAUGAUGGUAGAAAGCAUACACGGGGCAACAAGACGCGGGACAGUGCAUAUGCUACUAACAGCUACGCAAGACAAGACAGACUUCGUUAUUAAACAAUAAAAGGCAGAGUAUGAAAACCACCGAAGAAUUAAAAUCGCACGAACCUGUAUUGGCUACAGUGGAAGCAGUAGAAGAAGCAUGCAGUCUUUGUCGAGCCAAACUUGUCGAUGGCUACUUUUCAAACGAAACCUUUUCGUCCCGCACAUCCGCGAGAAAGGCUAAGAAUUUAGAGUUCUUGAACUUCUCAUCCUCCUGUUGCUCACUUCCGAGCGAAGAGAGAAGCUCAGCUGCUUGGGCAGCAAGCAUUUUUGUAUAUUUGGGAGAAACUUCAUCCAGAGUUGCUGCUGAAGACAAACCGUCAUGGGGAUCCAGGUCAUCAUCAUCGCCAUAACACGGAUCGAACAGCUCGUCGUCUUCCUGACCCGCACCGUUGAACGAACCGGAGGGAGCAUAGUCGCACAAACGCUGGUCAGCCUUCAAAAGCAAACCAUCGUCAUUGAUUUCGCUGUCCUCACAGAGAGCCCGCGCAUACUCGGACUCUGCCGGAUCAGGCACUCUGUAGGAGGGUGCUGGGGUUGCUGGUUUGUAGAUGGUUGAAUGAACACUGUAACGAGGA